This is a messenger RNA of Ilex paraguariensis (yerba mate), 1617 nucleotides long. The record is from the annotation of a GenBank genome assembly. NCBI's taxonomy places the organism in Eukaryota, Viridiplantae, Streptophyta, Magnoliopsida, Aquifoliales, Aquifoliaceae.
AUGGGGCUUGGAAAAACUGUGAUGACGAUUGCUCUGAUACUUGCAAGACCUGGCAGAGGAAGCCUUAAUAGCCAAAACAUACUCAUAGAGGCGGCGGAUGAUACUGAAUAUAUAAAGAGAAAGAAGAAAGAUUCUGAUGCACAAGUGCCACUAAAAGUUAAAGGCGGCACUCUCAUUGUUUGUCCCAUGGCUUUGCUCGGCCAGUGGAAUGACGAGCUUGGAACCCAUUCAAAGCCAGAAAGCAUUUCAAUUUUUGUUCACUAUGGUGGGAAUAGAAGCAAUGAUCCCAAGGUUAUUGCAGAACCUGAUGUGGUCUUAACAACAUAUGGCGUCUUAACUGCAGCUUAUAAAAUUGAUGGAGAGAACAGCAUUUUCCAUAGAGUUGAGUGGCAUCGGGUAGUGUUAGAUGAAGCCCAUACUAUCAAAGCUUCAAGGACUCAAGGUGCUCAGGCUGCCUUCACGUUGUCUUCGUAUUGCCGCUGGUGUCUAACUGGAACACCUCUUCAGAGGCCUUAUGAGAAUGGUGAUCAGAGAGGGCUGAAAUUGAUCAAGUCUAUUCUGAGGCCAUUGAUGUUGAGAAGAACAAAAGACACAAAGGAUAAAGAGGGAAGGCCCAUACUUGUCCUUCCUCCAACUGAUAUCCAAGUCAUUGACUGUGAACAAACAGAAGCUGAACAUGAUUUUUAUGAUGCCCUCUUCAGGAGAUCAAAAGUCCAGUUUGACCAGUUUGUGGCACAAGGCAAAGUUCUUCACAAUUAUGCAAAUAUUCUUGAGCUGCUGCUUCGAUUGAGGCAGUGUUGCAACCACCCAUUUCUUGUUAUGAGCCGAGGUGAUUCACAAGAAUAUGCUGACCUGAACAAACUUGCCAGAAGGUUCCUUGAGGUGAAUUCUGAUUCUGCCUCUCAUAAAGUUCCAAGUGAAGCAUAUGUUCAAGAGGUUGUUGAGGGUCUCCGGCAGGGUGAAAACACAGAGUGCCCUAUAUGCCUGGAGUCUGCAGAUGACCCUGUGCUCACACCUUGUGCACAUAGGAUGUGCAGGGAGUGUCUUUUCUCAUGCUGGCGAACACCGUCAUGUGGGCUAUGCCCAAUAUGUAGGCAACUGAUUAAGAAAACUGAACUCAUUACCUGCCCAUCUGCAAACCGGUUCAGAGUUGAUGUUGAGAAGAACUGGAAGGAGUCUUCCAAGGUUUCAAAGCUCUUGGAUUGCUUGGAACGUACAAUUCAUUCAGGUUCUGGAGAAAAGAGCAUUGUCUUUAGCCAGUGGACUUCUUUUUUGGAUCUUUUGGAGAUCCCCCUCAAGAGCAGAGGAAUUUUGUUCUUAAGGUUUGAUGGGAAAUUGUCUCAAAAACAAAGAGAGAGGGUCUUAAAGGAGUUCAGUGAGACCAGAGACAAAAUGGAUCCAUGGUGGAAUCCUGCAGUAGAGGAACAGGCGAUAAUGCGAAUUCAUCGUAUUGGUCAAAAAAGAACAGUUUGCGUUAGAAGAUUCAUUGUCAAGGACACGGUGGAAGAGCGGAUGCAACAAGUUCAAGCAAGAAAGCAACGGAUGAUAGCUGGAGCCCUCACCGACGAGGAAGUCCGAUCAGCUAGGAUUGAAGAACUUAAAAUGCUUUUCAGAUGA